AACGCGCUAACGGAAAGAACAGUCACAAUAGAAACGCCACCAGCAGCGGACGCAGCGCCACACACGCAUUUUACUCCGUUCAGCAGUCUGGGGGCCGCUCGGGAAACACAGUUGCGAGCCAGCAGGCCAACAAAACCGAAGUAAAGGAGAAGAAGCAAAAGAAGAACAAAUCUUAUACAAAACAAAAAAAGUAAUAUAGGACGUGUCUCUCCGUGCGUGCGAUUUUCAACCAUUUUCCACACACACACACUCUCUCGCAAAUCCCCUUACAGCACAAGGAUAUCUUAAGCUUCUAGUGUGUGUGUGUGUGUGUGUGUGUGUGUGCGUGUAUGUGACACGGUUUUGAUGUUACUCACUCUUUCCCGCUCACAACAACAACCACAACGACAGCAACAACAACAACAACACAUGUCCCUGGCGUGUUUUGCCAAGCGCUAGCCGCGUGGUGGUGCUGCUGCUUAGAAGAAGGCGCAAAAGCAAACGAAAACAGCAAGAACAAGAUUGUGUGUGUGUGUGCGUGCGUACGCGUGUGUGUGUGUGUGUGUGUGAGUGUUUUACAAAAUAAUACAAAUAAAAACACACGGCAGCACCGAGCCCAGACGACCAGAAUCAAUCACAAAUCGCAGGCAGCAGCAACAAACACUCAAGCAGGAAGAUCACCGCUUCAGGAUCAGCAGCAGCACACCUUCUGCGUGCGUGCGCGUGGUUCCGUGCACAUGUGUGGGCUGCCCGCUGCACGAUCGUCUGCCGUGUCCAGCGCGAACAGUGUGAGCGGCGGCAGCACCAGCACUAAGCCGACGACCAGGAAGACCACAUUGGCGUCGCUAGUGGCGGAGGCGGCGGCGGCGGUGGUGGUGGCGGCAGCAGCAGCCGUGAGCAACAGCUCGCUGGCGUAAGAGCUGCAGCAGCAGCAGCAGCAGCAGGUGAAGGACGGGGCCAUGUUUGAAGAUGGUAGCCACCGUCCACGCGCGCACCGGGCCAAGAUCGUCAACCUUUGCAGCGACGCGUAAGCAAGUGUAUCGUCCCUCCGGGUAGCACCAACGUGUGCGUGCGUGUGUGUGUGUGCGCGUGUGUGUGUACCAGCAGCACACCAUCCCGCGUCGUAUCCACACACUCCCCUCCCUCCCCGCGGGGUGCGAACGGUUGUUUGGUUUGGUUUUGUUUUGUUUUUGUUUUGCUUGCGAGCAGACGACGAACCUCCCCCAGCCCAAACCUUCCAGCCGCUUUUUGGACAGUGGAAAUUGUGUGUGUGUGUGUGUGCCAGUGUGCAGAAAGUGUUGUUCACUGUCUGAUCGGAACCAGUCUAGCGCCACCACCACCGCCCCAGGAAUAGCAGCAAAGCCUCCCUCCCCCCCCCCCUUCUCCCCACGACGGUCCCGGCGUCCACGGGAGGAUCGGGUGGAUCUCAACGGAAUCAACUCCUCCAACUUCGGCUGUGUGUGUGUGUGUGUGUCAGAACAGUAACCGUGCUUGUGCAGUGUGUUGCCAACUGUAUCAGGAUCCUUCAAUCAAUCAAAGCAAAAAAGGAGGAAAUCGAUUAAAAAAAACGCAACUCCUCCUCCCCCGCAACAACAACCUCCUCCCGCGAUCGCGUCCGUGUCCUCCCGGGUGCGUGUUCCCGUGCGUGUGUGCGUCUAGCAAGCCCAAGUGGACAACUGUGUUUGUGUGUGUGUGCGUUUGUAAUAAAGUUUUAAUUUUGUGGCGUUGAAAAAAAAAGCAAAAAAAACUGAACCUCUUGCCAUCCUGCCCCUCGUUGUGGCCACCCUUUGUGUGUGUGUGUGUGUUAAUAUCCUCCGGAAGUCUCCUCAGUCAUAAUCACACGCCCGACCCGACAGAGUGAGAGAGAGAGAGAGACUACGACCUACACACAAUCAACCCCGAAGCGGAACAGCGCAUCAGCCUCCUGCUCCUCCUGCUCCUCCACCCUUUCUCUGUGUCUGUGAUUGUGUGUGCGUGUGUGUGCGUGUGUGUGUGCGUUCAAUCAAGAAUCUAAGCGCCCGCACAGCCCACCCACCCCACCACCUUCUUCCUCCUCAAAACCAACCCCCCCCCCCCUUCGUUCGCGGUGCGUGUGUGUGUUUUUGCCGUGCCGUCUACGCGACACCUUGCAGCCUCCUCCUUCUUCCCCGCUCCUCUCCUCAUCGGCGACCGAUCGACGACACACACGACCAUCAAGCCCUCGCGCACUCCACCGCCCUCCCCAGGCUGGUACGCGGCGCGUCCGGCUUUGCCCACAAUCAACCGACCGUUAUAUAUGGAGUGCUGGACGGGUAACGCCCGCUUGGCGAAAUUCUUCGAUUAAGCAGCGUAAGCUGUCACCGACAUGGGCAGUGAUCAUUACUGCUUGAGGUGGAACAAUCAUCAAUCCAACCUUCUCGGGGUGUUCAGCCAAUUGCUCCAGGACGAGAGUCUGGUGGACGUCACACUCGCUUGCUCAGAGGGCGCCUCCAUCCGAGCCCACAAGGUUGUACUCUCGGCCUGCUCCUCCUACUUCCAGACGCUGUUUCUCGACCAUCCGGCCCGGCACCCGAUCGUCAUACUGAAGGACGUUCGCUUUGCCGAGCUGCGCACGCUGAUCGAAUUCAUGUACAAGGGCGAGGUAAAUGUCGAAUACUGUCAGCUUUCGGCACUGCUAAAGACGGCAAAAUCGCUCAAGGUCAAAGGACUGACGGAGAUGACAAAUCAGAGCAGCCCGCUGACGGAACCGAAGCUAGAGCCGGAGCGACUCCGACCCCACAGCAGCCAUGGUGCGGGCGGCGGUGUCGGCGCGACUGGCGGCAGCAACAGUGGCAGCGGGAGCGGCGGCACCACCCUGGCCGCCUCGGAAGCGAUCCUGCCGACCAACCUCUCCACGACGCUCCCGACGGCAACGCUGGCGGGCGGCGGUGGCGGCCCGUAUCUCACCUCAACGACCACCACCACGCCGGGCGCGGCGUCGACGACGGUCAGCACCACCGCCACGACUGCUACGACCACCGGCAGCAGUGGCAGCAGCACCACCACUACUACCACGAGCGAACCGAACGGUGCCGACAGACCGGCGGAGGAGCAGCAGCAACAUCACCAGCAACACUCGCUAUCAUCGCAACAGCAUCACUACACGACGCAGCAGCAGCAGCAACGUUUGAGUUCCUCCGGCAUUGGCAGUGCCAGCGUCACCUCGGCAAGCUCCCUCAGCAGCAGCAGCAGUAGCAGUGGCACUGCCACCGCCGGCAACGUCACCGAUCUGUCCACCACGCUCGGGAAGGACGCGGCAAUGGUGUGCGAAGCGGACGCGUCGACAGCCGCCGCCCCGAGCGCCACCACGACCACUACGCCCCUCUCGCUGCUCACCCGGAAGCAUCGCGACGCGCCGAUCGACAUCUCAACCGCCACCACAGCCUUAUCCUCAGCGAGUGCCGCCGCCGUCACGUCGUCGGCCGCACAGCUGCACGGUGGUGGUGGUGGUGCCGUCGGCAGCAAGGGCUCGAGUUCCUCCUUCACCUCGGUCGCUGCACUCAGCAGCAGCAGUAGUAGCAGCAGCAGCACCACGACCACCGUCAUCCAGCGGCCGGCGUCGGGCGAUGGCAUUCUAUCUUCCCAGCUGGCCGCGUCGGCAGUCAGCAGCGACGGCAGACGCAGCGCCACACCUCUGCACGACGAGCCGCCCAGCCGGGAGGAGGAAGAGCACGAGGAGAUGGAGCAGGAGGUAAACGAUCGCCAUCCGCAGGAUGCGCGGACUACACCGACAAUCGCCGCCGCGCUAGACGACGAACGGGACACUACUACAACCGCCACCACCACCACCACCAGCAGCACCACCACGAUCAGCGAUAAGGCAGACGCGCACCAAAGUGCUCACCAGGAGCGGGGAGCAAGGAUAGGGACGGCGUCGCCCCCGGCCGGCAGCGGGGGCGAUACGGACGAGUGCGCCGCCAGCGACGAACCCGCCGCAGGCGACCCAGCAACCGCAUGCUGCUCCACCUCGAUCGCGGAGCGGCAGCCUUCGCCCGCACCGACCACCCUGAUCCCCGACAGCAGCCUAUCGCGCAGCAGCCCGCUCGGCGAGCUGGUGGACGAGGUGCGGCGGCCGGCAAGCAGUGCCGCUGCUGCGGCCGCCGCCGCCGCCCUGAUGGCAACCGAUCUACGCACGGACACAGAUUAUCAUCACGCGAUGCUGCUGCGGGACGUUACGAUGGGAACCGCCGACUACGACGAUGAGGAGGAAGAGGAGGAGGAGAACGAGGACGAGGGGGAGGAUGUGGACGAUGGAGCAGCAGAGAUGCUGCUGGCAGCGGCUGCCGUCGCACAGGUUGCACGGGAGGCACGCGAUGCAGGAACGGACGCCAUCGUGAUCGGCACCAGCGAGGGGAGUGCGGAGCAGCGGCGUCGACGCGGACGCCGCCCGCUGACGGCAAGCGACGAACCGGAGGAGGAAGCGAACGAGGAGCAGCAACACCGCCAUCGGUCCAGACGCACCGGACCGGACGACGAGACGACGCUCGGCCCGGAGGAGGUGGAGGACGACGAUGACGACGACGACGAUGACGACGAUGACGAGGACGACGAGGGCGGCGGCCCGCACGAUCUGCACAUUGGCAGUGCGGGCAGCACGGGCAGCGCCGGCAGCGGCGGCGGCGGUGGUGGUACACUGCUCGGCCGGCACCACCACCACCACCACCAUCACCAGCAUCUGCUGCAGCUGUCCGCCCACCAUCACCACCACCAUCAUUCGCACCAGCAGCUCCAGCAGCAGCUGCACCAGCACCAUCAGCAGCAGCUGGCGGCCGCGGAGCUGCUGCGGACGGCCGAGCAGCAGCAGCGGGUGCGCCAGCAGCAGCAGCACCAGUCCCGCCGCCGCCGCUCGUCCGAGGACGGUCCGGCCCGGCCAAGUGGCACCACCACAAACAACAACAACAACAGCAGCAGCGCCACCUACAACAACAACUCCGACGACGAGUAUCAGCCACCGAUGAAGAUCAAAAACGAAGUCGACUUUUCAGCGUUCGCCGGUCUGAACAUGACGAUCAAUGCGGCGGCAAGCGCCAACGCCAACCUGUCCGCCGCACUGAACGCGGCGUCGGCCGGUCCGGGCCCGAUCCUGCUCGCGACCGAUCUGCGGCCGGCAUCGCGGGGCGGCAGUACCACCACCACCGCCACCACCACCACCUCGGCCGAAGCCGCCGCCCAGAGCGGGAACAACGGCAGCAAGAACGGCGAGCAGCAGCAGCGCGAGCGUGGUUCGCCCCAGCACCAGCAUCUGCAGCACCAUCACCAUCAGCGGGCGGCGGCGGCUACCGCAGCCGCGCUGGCCGUCUUUAAUGCGAGCGGCCUCUCCAGCCCCCUGGCCGAACCGAUCGCGGGACCGUCCGGCAUCAUGGGCCCGGUCCAGCAAGUGCCUCUGUCGCUAAAGAAGGAGAUCGACUGGGGCGAUGACAAGUCUUCGGGCGAAAGCUCACUAGACUUCCGUCACGCGCACGACUCGGCGCUCGGACGCUUCCUGGUCGGGCAGGGUGGCAGCGGCGGCGGCGGCGGCUACCCGCGGUCGGGCAUGAAGUCGGCCCCGCCGGCCGGCAUCAUCGGCUUUCCGGGCGCGGCCGUCGGUGCGAUCCCGUUCGUCUUUCCGUUCGCGCCGCUCGGGCUCGGCCUGUUCGAUGCCGAUCCGCAGCGGCUGCUCUCGCUGCUGCACCACCAGUCGGCGCUGGCGGAGGAGGCGCUGCGCUACCGCAGCCUGCUGUUCGGCGGCGGCAGCACCACGCCGGACGGGACGCCGAGCCAGCACCAGCAGCCGCUCGAGGACUGCAAGGAGCCGCUCAAUCUGCACGCCACGACCCACGCAAGCACCACCGCCACGGCAGCGUCCUACGAGCAUGACAAGAUGGCCGCCGGCAGCUCACCGACGAAAGCGACGAUGAUUCGCGUCCGGGACGGGCUCACCAAGGAAGGCUUCCGCAAUGGGGGCGGUGAGGAGCUGUUGCUGCGCAAACCACCGCCACCACCACCACCGGCUACACCAGCGGCAUCUGCACCGUCCUCGUCUGCCCCGUCGCCCAGCUGCGACGAAACUGGGCUGUCGCUGUUCCGUGACGUCCGGCAGCUGAGUGGCGGCUCGCCCACGCCCACCACCUCCACCGGAGGCGGCAGUGGCAGCACGGCGGCAGCACCGACCGGCCCCGACAACGCCAAGUGUCACAUCUGCAUGGCCAACUUCCCGUCCGCCUGGCUGCUGGAGCAGCACUCCGCCCUGCAGCACCCGCACCUGACGAUCCACGACGACAAGCCGUACCUGUGCGGGCUGUGCGGGCAGAAGAGCCGGUACGCCUGCUGCCGGUACCGGACGGUGCUGGCGAAGCAUCACCGGGGGGAGCCGGGCGGCGUCGGCGGCGGCCGGAGCCGGGUCCCGGCCGACAAGCUCUUCACCUGCGACGUGUGCGGCAUGCAGUUCCGCUACCUGAAGUCGUUCAAGAAGCACCGGCUGAACCACGCGCUCGAGCGGCUCCACGGCAAGAAGGGUGGUGGGGGCGGGGUGGGAGCCCCGCCCGCCGACAGCGAGCCGGCCGUGUCGAGCACGAACGAGAGCGGCGGCGGCGGCGGAGGCGGCGAGGCGGCCAGCAGCGCGAUGGUGGCCGAUCUGCGCAGCCGCACGGCGGCCGGCGAGGGCGACAGCUCGGAGGGUGGAGGCACGGUGGAGCAGGACGACACGGUGUCCGAUUCGGCGCUGCAAAACCAACCGGCGGCCGACUGCGCCCCUCCGACGGCGGCCGAUGACACGCACACUAAGAUCAGCAGUAGUAGUGGCGGUGGCGGCGGCGGCGGCGGCGGCUGUAGUAAUGGUAGUAGCAACAGUAGCAGCAGUGGUAGUAGUAGUGCGUGCAGCACCACUGCCACCACCACCACCACCAACAACAGCACCGUCUGUCACAGCAACGGGAUCAAUGCGAGCCCCUGCAGCAAUGGGGGGCGCGUCGGGCCGAUGGUGGAGACCGCUAGCGAGGCGCUGCUGACCAGCGAGCUGAAGCGCUACCAGGCGGCCUCGGUGGCGGCGGUGGCGGCUGCUGCCGCCCAUCACCACCACCAGCACCACGCGUCCGUCGUCCGCUCGAUGGAGGCUGAAUCGAGCAGUGUGCAUGGCCCUGCGGCAGCACCCGGGGCGACGACCACACCGACCAGUGGCGGGGGGCUGGUGCAUGCGCACGCGCACGCCCUGUCGCCGCCCGGCACCACCACCACCACCGCCGCCAGCGGACCGGCCUCCUCGCUCAGCCACACGCUCAACAGUCUGAUCAACGCGGAGACGAUACCGCACCACCGGCUGCUCGGGCUCGAUCCGCAGGAAGCCUCCAUCCUGAACUUUCUGCGGGUGGACGCGGCCGAGAAGCAGCGGGACCGCCGGUUCGCCUGCCCGUUCUGCGGCAAGUGCGUCCGGUCGAAGGAAAACCUGAAGCUGCACGUGCGCAAGCACACCGGCGAGCGGCCGUUCGUCUGCCUGUUCUGUGGGCGCGCGUUCGGCGGCAAGUCCGACCUGACGCGCCACCUGCGCAUCCACACCGGCGAGCGGCCGUACCACUGCGAGGCGUGCGGCAAGUGCUUCGCCCGGGCCGACUACCUCUCCAAGCAUCUGACCACGCACGUGCACCAGCUGUCGCCGCGCCCGUGAGAGGAGGGCCGGCGGAGGCGCCCGCGCAUGUCGGUCCUCUGUCGGAAGUAAGCAAACCGAUGGUUGAACAGGGUGGAGGGGGAGUCGUGUGGGAGAGAGAGAGAGAGAGCGCAAGAGAGAGACACCCUGUCCGAGAGGGUCCGUAGUCGAAUCUGUACCGAAACCUACCUACAAGAAGGCGUUGGAGGUGCGCGGCGCUCUUAGAGACGCCGCCAUAACUCCUUCGUUCGUGCAACGCAAAGCAAUACUACACUCAAACACACAAACACAGAAUACUACAGAGAAAGAGAGAGAGAAAGAGAGACAAAGAGAGAGAGAGAGAGAGAGAUAAAUGGCCAUUGCAACCUACUAAACGCUCAAAAGCGAGCGAAAUAGAGACAGAGAGAACAAUGCGAAGAAGCGUCCUCAGUAGCACAAAAUGGCCACCCACGCUAGCGUCCCUCGGUGUAAGUGGUUGGAUAGACUGCAUCCAACAACAAAAAAAAACAAUUUGAAGGCUAGCUGUGUAAUUGUAAAUGCAACUUUCGUCUAUUAUCGUUGUUGUACGUGAACACUAAUACACAUAUAAUAUAAAAAAGCACACACACACACACAAACAAAUGAAACAAACAGUCACGCAUGGGUAGCACGCACCGGCAAAAGGAGAGAAAGUUAGAUAGAAAGGGAGGAUGAGAGCGAGAGAGAGAGAUCGAGAUGGAGAGAGCAAGUUCAAUGUGGAACAAUUUUACCUCAGGCAACCAAAGCACAUUGAACAUUGCGGCCCAUUGAACGCCCGGAGAAACGUUUAUUGCCGCACUGCAUUCCGUCCGCCAUCUUACUGCGGAGUACUUGCGACCAGGUACCAUUGACAAUUGAAACGAAACCAAAAACGCUACUAGUCUGGGAGUUUGUUCGUUUAUUUCCAUUUUUUUCCUGUUCCAUAUUCGAGGGAGAGUUGGGGAGUGUACUAUGCGCAUCGGUCCGUUUUGUUGUGCAUGUUUUCCUGCGCAACAGACCAGCGACCACUAUCCGGCCUGCUGCCGCCAUCCUCCCCCCUCCCCUCCCCCACACUACCAUCUCCUUCCCUAGCAACUCUAAAGCAAAACAGUCCGCAAUUAAUUAUCUGUGAUUUUACGGCAUAGCGAAACCGAUGCGACAAACGAACCGAUGCUACUGUGCCGUGCAAUAGAGUGUUUGGUUUCGCCCGAUCGCCCACGAAUGGAUUCUAUGUGUGUAUCUAUAUAUGUGUGUGUGUGUGUGUUUGAGCGUUAUCGGUGUUAGGCUAGGCAAACGAACCCACUACAGUGGCCAAAGGCGAACUAAAACUAAAUGGCGUCCAUUGUACAGAGAGUUACCAAAACGAGAGAGAGAGAGAGAAGCA
This is a messenger RNA of Anopheles arabiensis, 8996 nucleotides long. RefSeq names its product mucin-19 (gene mamo). The transcript is spliced from 9 exons. Gene Ontology annotation, cellular component: nucleus. The coding region runs from base 2324 to 7636 and encodes 1770 amino acids. NCBI's taxonomy places the organism in Eukaryota, Metazoa, Arthropoda, Insecta, Diptera, Culicidae. Gene Ontology annotation, molecular function: protein binding. The record is from RefSeq and is a predicted model, not a curated record. Gene Ontology annotation, biological process: regulation of transcription by RNA polymerase II.